Salvelinus fontinalis (brook trout) is the source of this 977-nucleotide messenger RNA. Its product is annotated as complement C1q-like protein 2. The transcript has 3 exons. Gene Ontology annotation, molecular function: protein binding. Bases 80 to 445 code for a protein of 121 amino acids. The record is from RefSeq and is a predicted model, not a curated record. NCBI's taxonomy places the organism in Eukaryota, Metazoa, Chordata, Actinopteri, Salmoniformes, Salmonidae.
GACUGCCAGUAAGGUCCAGGAAGAGGAGCUGAGCACCAGACUGAGAAAUACAGAAAACCAGCUUGAUGAAUGAAGGAAAAUGAAUCAAGAAAGACCAAGAGUGGCAUUCUCAGCUGCACUGAUAGAUAGUUCCGGAAGAAACAAAGGACCGUUCAACACAGAAACUACUUUGGUCUACGGGAAGGUCAUCACCAAUAUUGGCAACGCCUACAACCCCACAACCGGUAUGUUCACAGCAACAGUGAGAGGACUCUACCACUUCACCUUCUAUUGCCAUACAUAUGGAGCCAAUAAAGCAUUUCUGUUAAUGUAUAAGGACGGAGACAUAGUUGUCGGUACGGCAGAUCACAUAACAUCUAGUGAUGGUGCAGAUAAUGGAUCUAACGGGGCGGUACUGAUGCUUGAGGAGGGAGAUCAGGUUUAUGUGCGCCUUGAAGCCAACUGAUGGAUCUGGGUCGAAGAUUAGCGCAACCUCAGCACCUUCACUGGCAUUCUGCUCUUUGCCCAGUGACACCUCAGAACACGUGAAUAAGGAGAGAUUUGAAAUAAUGAAAAAAUGGCUUAAUGUAUUGUAGAGGGCAUCACUGGUGUAAAUAACGACAAUGCUGUUUAUCACACUCUUAAGCGAAAAAAUGUAAUCGAGUUAAUCACAAAUUCAGAAUUUGCUCAAAUUGAGCUGUAAUUUAAGAUUUGUUUGACAAACUUUAUAUUGAUUAUAUAGUGGCCAGUAGUGGUCUAAUGAAAAACAAACCAUUCAGCAGUAACAGAUAAAGCCUAUUUGACCUAGAUAGUUUGUGUGUAUGCAUUGAUAUGUCCUUGAGCUGUUCUUGUCUAUUGAUGUUCUGUAUUAUGUCAUUCUGUAUUAUGUUUCAUGUUUUGUGUGGACCCCAGAAAGAGUAGCUGCUGCUUUUGCAACAGCUAAUGGGGAUCCUUCAUAAAAUCCCCCUCCCCACCGAAAAAUACCAAAGCAUUACAGA